Messenger RNA from Ornithorhynchus anatinus (platypus), 2820 nucleotides. RefSeq names its product lysocardiolipin acyltransferase 1 (gene LCLAT1). The transcript has 7 exons. The record is from RefSeq and is a predicted model, not a curated record. Gene Ontology annotation, molecular function: acyltransferase activity. Gene Ontology annotation, cellular component: endomembrane system. NCBI's taxonomy places the organism in Eukaryota, Metazoa, Chordata, Mammalia, Monotremata, Ornithorhynchidae.
CAAUGAGAGCGGAGGAGCGCGGCACGCAUUUCUAAGGCGACGGCGGGGACGCCUGCGGGAAGCCGAAGCUUCAGGACAGUUCCCAAAGUGCUUUCCUGUCACCUGACCCAUCUUAGCCAUGGUGUCAUGGAAGGGGAUUUACUUCAUACUCACUCUAUUUUGGGGAAGCUUUUUCGGCAGUGUUUUCAUGCUGAGUCCUUUCCAUACCUCUGAUGUUUGUCUCGCAUACUGGUACCGCUGGAUGACCAGUCGUCUUGUGGCCUCCUGGCUCACCUUCCAGUGGUAAGCAUUGCUGGAGAUCGUAUUUGGUGUAAAGGUGAUCAUAACGGGUGAUGCCUUCAUUCCUGGAGAAAGGAGUGUCAUCAUUAUGAACCACCGGACGAGAAUGGAUUGGAUGUUCCUUUGGAAUUGCCUGUUAAGAUACAGCUACCUCAGACUUGAGAAAGUCUGCCUCAAAUCCAGCCUCAAAAGCGUUCCCGGAUUCGGUUGGGCGAUGCAGGCUGCUGCCUAUAUAUUCAUCCAUAGACGAUGGAAAGAUGACAAAAGUCACUUUGAAGCCAUGCUGGAUUAUUUCUGUGACAUCCGUGAGCCUCUUCAACUCCUCAUAUUCCCAGAAGGAACUGACCUCACAGAAAACAGCAAAGUUCGCAGUAACGAAUUUGCUGAAAAAAAUGGACUGCAGAAAUACGAAUACGUCUUGCAUCCACGGACUACAGGAUUUACUUUUGUAGUGGAACGUCUGAGGGAAGGACGGAACCUCGAUGCCAUCCACGACAUCACCGUGGCUUACCCUCAUAACAUCCCUCAGACGGAGAAACACCUCCUGGAAGGAAAUUUCCCCAAGGAGAUCCACUUUCACAUCCACCGGUAUCCAGUGGACCUCCUGCCCGCCUCCACAGAGGAGCUCCAGGUCUGGUGCCACAAGCGAUGGGAGGAGAAAGAGGAGCGGCUUCGCUCGUUCUACGAGGGGCAGAGGAAUUUUGAAGUCUCGGGGCCGAUCACAAUUCCACCCUGCAAGUCAGAGACCAGGGUCCUGCUGGUGAAGUGGAUAUCCCUCCUGUACUGGUCACUGUUCAGCCCUGCUAUGGUCGUGCUCAUGUACUUCAGCAGCUUGGCCAGGUGGUACUUUGUCACUUGGAUCCUCAUCUUUGUCCUGCAGGAGAAGAUAUUCGGUGGCCUGGAAUUCAUCGAACUGGCAUGUUACAGGUUCUUAGCCAAACGACAGAGUGGAGAGCUCAAGAAAGCCGAAUGAAGGUCCCGAAUUCGCCAGGCAGGCUCCUAGGGGCAGCUUUUUGAGACGUCCGUAGCCUUUGUAAGCCAGGAAGCGUUUUUUUGCAUGAAAAUCCUCAAUCUUUAUAACUACCGUCAUUAUUUGUUAAAGACAUUUUGCACUUGAUUUUGUGGAAAAAAAAAGAAUUCCUAGUUAUCGCUCCAUAUGAACAAAUGAUUUUUAAUCUCUGAAUGUCGAUGCUACUGUAGCAGGCAGGAAACAACUGAGGGUUGUAACUGUGAAAUAACUCUUGCCGGGUAAUCGAACAAUCAUCAGGCUGUUGCUAGGCCAGGUUAGAUAGCGGGUUUUUCGAAUCUCUAACCCCGCUGUCCAAAAGAUCCAUCCAGCAGCUUGGUCUGGCUUGGAACCACUGGCACAAAUCAGACAUCCAGACUUGAAAAUUAUAGAUUGCCUCAGGUACGUAAGAGUCUCAAUCUUCUCUUUCCAAGCUGCCCUCUCUGGGGAUGUCUUAUCCUCUCUGUCCUCCUUCCUUUCCUCUUUCCUCCCCAUCUCCCGGCCUACCAAAUGCAUAGCUAACCAUUGGCCGGCAGAUGCGGCCUUCUCCCAGUGAGAACUGUUUACGUGAAAAUUAUCUGAAAGGAAGCCGGGGAAGAGACACGGACUCGGAAUCGGCUCGCCUGUCUGUUAAAACACAUCUGCCGUCCUCUACGGCUUGACCCGAGAAAGAAAAUGCUGAGUUUUCUCCAUUGGUUCAGAGUGCACCUCUGACUUCGGGAAGCCCGCUGAAACUAGCGAGCAGAGUAGUGAGUUGCCUGAAAUCAGAUGGCCAAAGUUAGGGUCUCGCCCGGCUCUAACACUGACAAAUCAGAUUUUAUCUCCGGGGUCGUCCAGAGAUUACAGGAAUGCCCUUUGACACUGACCAUUUUCGGGCUUGACCAGACCCCUUCACACACUAGGAGUAGCCCGUUGGAUUUGACCCCAGACAAUCACUCCCUUAAACAUUACCAUCAAUGGACAGUCCAAAGAUCCAGUUGCCCGGUACCCUAGCGAAGCAAAGGAACACUGUUAAUUUUGUGUUUGGGGUUGGUCUCCCCUCAUCUCAUCAUAUAACAGGGACGGAGGUUACAGCGACAGAAACUAUGAAGCAGUCGUUAGCGGGUAUCCAUCUUUCGUCUUGAUUUCAGCAUUUAACCAACCUCCCGAUCCAUUUUAUUGCUCCGUACCCUCGGCUGGCAUGAACAACCGCCUCUUAAUUCAACCUCUUCUUUGCCUGGCGGUACUUUCCUCACAUGGCCAUGAAAGGUAAAUACACUGUGAGCUUAAUUUAUGGAGCUCAUUCUUGUAGAAACGCUUGGCUAAGCCGGGCAGGGCACCGUUGGAGAAAGGGUUUGGUUGGAAAUUAGCAUUCGGACAUGUUGUCUAGGGCCCCGCAGAAAAGCAUCAACCUAUAUUUAACUGUCCCUUACAAGGGGACAGCUGUUUUUCAUAGCUACUAAUUAGUUAUUACGCACAUGUGCUCUAAGCCAUCUGUUUUACUCCAUGCAUUUUUUUUUUUACCUUCCUUCUUAAUAAAAGUGAUUUCUAAUUUA